Molecule: messenger RNA, 5860 nt
Organism: Xiphophorus hellerii (green swordtail)
Lineage: Eukaryota; Metazoa; Chordata; Actinopteri; Cyprinodontiformes; Poeciliidae
Product: Kv channel-interacting protein 2-like
Exons: 9
Coding region: 3622-4383 (253 amino acids)
Biological process (GO): regulation of potassium ion transmembrane transport
Cellular component (GO): voltage-gated potassium channel complex
Molecular function (GO): calcium ion binding; potassium channel regulator activity
Source: RefSeq, a predicted model, not a curated record
CCUUGUGGAAAACGAGCUUUGUUCCUUCAGGUGAAAUGAAAAUACUGAGGGGCUUUGUGUUUGGUGCAGGACGUAAGAGCUGGUUUAUCACUGCGUUUGAAGGGCUUCUGGUAAAAGUUGUGAACCAACAUGGUCUCACCUGCAGCAGAUGCAGUGAAUCUCAAUACUAUGCAUCCCUGUGAAAAGGCCAGUUUUGUGAGCGAGUUAAUGAGAACGUAACUAAUUUCAAAAUGUGACGAUUGCAUUUCCAGUUGCAGGAUAACUUCUCUCUACCCGUUGAGGAGCCACAGUCAAAAAAUGGUGGCAGCUGGUGAUACAGGUGUUUGCCCAGGGCUCUAUUAGAAAGCGGGGUGCACAAGCUAGCAGCUUUUCUGUCAAUUACGUUGUGGAAAAGUUUUCCAUUGUUUUUGGGUUUUUUUCAGCAGUCAGUCCUGCUGAAAAUGUUUUUUUUUCUUUUUUUUAAUCUGAUUAUCUGAUCUAUUUUUGACUAAAGCAAGAAAUAAACCUCAAAACCUUGGUUGAGAUCUCCUGAAAACUGGUAAAAUACAAAGUGUUUUAAUAAAAAAUAAACACAUGUAAAACAUUUUUUCUUCAAAUAAAGCCAUACAAAUAUAAGGAAAUUUUAUAUUUUCAAAAAUCCAACUCCUGGAAAAGUAGCUAUUUCUCUCUGGAAGUACUUGGAAAAUAUCCCUCAAGUAAAAUUAUGAAACAUCAGAAAAAAGUGAAAUAUUUUUUCCAGGAAGAAAAAAAACUAAUCCUUGUUGGUGAUGAACAGAGUGCUUAAAAUUUUUUUUUUUUUUUAAAAAGACAGGCAGGCGAGUGACGGAUUAUUACGUCCUCUAUUGGAAGACCGAGAGAAAUAAUCCACGAGCUGCAGGAGAAAGACCGGGGACAAAGGAGAAAUAUGGAGAAAGAAGAGACAGAAAAAUGAGGCCCAGUGAGAUAUAAAGAAUCAAAAAGAGGAGAGGCAGAAGCAAAGCUGUUCCAGAGAGGUAUUUAAAUGCACUCUGUGCCUUGGGUCUAGUAAAUCUAGCAGUAUUGAUGUUUGUUUCUCCUCCUUACGGAGAAGUUCAGCACCAGAGGAAAGCGGAGCUGACAGAUAACCACUAACAAACUGAUUGAUGCAUGCAGAGGGUUGUAAUGCACUCUGAAAAAUAAUCCUCUGACAGACAAAUUGACCCCACAUCUGAGCUGUCGUGUAGUAAACGUCAUAAACCAGCGUCUUUAAAAGGAGCUAAGUUUGUGUUUCCAGGCUGCAACCCAGAGAGGAAAAGCUAUUUGAAAUAAAGAGUGACGUGGGUGUUCGGAGGAGACAAAGGAUGCUAUCUCCACCCAGAUGAAUGUUUGAUGAGGAGGCCGAUAUGCUCCAAUGAAACAUCAUGAAUACACAGCAGCGUUAACGUGGUGUCACAGUUAACACACAGGCUGAGGCUUGGCUCUGGUCGCCGAACACGUGAACUAACAUCCCGACUCUUACAUCAGGGAAGGAUUAUCUACAAAAACAGCAGAACUCAUCUGUUCAACCCCCUGUUCAUGGUUCAGAAAGACAACAACCUUCAACCAACUUCAGAUAUUUACUUGCACUGUAUGACAUCUCACUGACAGUAAAUGAGGCCUUUCUCUAUUGCUUCACUUAGGACUAACCUUGAUUAUUUUUAAUUUGCUAAAUGACAGAAUGAUGACGGAUGUCGUUUUUUAGAUAAAAUACAGAUAAGACAAUGUAAAAGAGAGAGAAAAAAAUAAAUUUUAUUAAAAAAAACAAACCCUCCAUGUUGAAAAAUAAUCAAAUCAAACUCUUCUCAUAAUUGCUAACCAGCUUUUACCAUGUGUUAAUGUGAUACUGUUCAUCUGAAGACCUUCCUAAUCUUUAGCUUCGCCUACAGAUUCUCUAUUCAAGUUGUUACUAAAUAUGUAACACCUUCAGUCCGUACAAGCAUGUUGAUUAAAUUGAAACAUUUCUAAAUGGAACCCAUAUCUUCCAGGGGUAUGAAUACUUCUGAGCUUCCCUGUCCCUGGCUUUCUUCCGCUAACACCUGUGAGCGUCACCUCGGUUGGCAGAACUUCCCUGUUUUUGACGCAACCAGUUCCAGCAUCCAAGCUCCGACUUCCGAGACAAAUUGAACGCAGCAUGAUUAUAAGAGAAACCAGUGGGAGCUAAUUAUGGCGGCGCUACCUGCUGCUGCCCGUCCAAAACCUCAAUGGGAUUCUCUCCUUCGUGUUGAUUCAAACACCGAGGAAACAGUGCUCACAAGUAGUGCGUGUCCCACUGGAUUGGUGAGACAAAAUAAAACAAAAACAUCAGAAAUGCUGAUGAAUAGUUCAUGUCUGUAACUUGUUCUGCGCCUCUUAGGUGGCAGCCAUUAUUGACACUUUUUAAAUCAGUGUUCGUCUGAUGAAGGUUUAUAUUUAACGGGUCACAUCAGACGGUUCUGGGAACCAGGAAGCGGUCGCUGUGUGAGUUUUCCCAGAGAUGUGAAUCCGAUUCAUCCAACUUUCUUCGGUGAGGAUUUUCCACUCAAGGUUUUCAGUGAAUUUAGCAGCAGACUGAUACGUUUCUGUCUGGAAUAGUAGUGAUCUAGGGGGCAGGGGGAAGGGAAACCAGGAACAUGUUGGUGAUUGCAAAAAUAUAAUCAGGUAAAUAAAUAAACCAGAGCCGUUCAGAGGCUAAUCACAUAAGAGGAUUAACGACGGGCUGCUGUUAAACAAAAAGCGGGUACAUUUUCAUUCUUCUUAUUAUUUAUUUAUUUUUUACAAACAACUCUCAGUAUGCAAUUUAUUGAAAAAGUAUUUACACCCCAAAAAUCUUUUUUUUUUUUUCCAUAGUUCAUCAUAUUUAAAUGACAAACUAAUUGACUCCAUUGAGAUUUUGUGCAAUUGUAACAUCCAAUGAAAACUGCACUUGGCUUUCAACAGUUUUUAUAAGGAAAAAUCUUAACAGUGUGGUUGGCACUUGUAUUUAACCUCCAAUUACUCUUAAUACAGAUCAAUACAAUUCAGUUUAGAAGUUAUCUAUAGAGUCUCAGCCAGAGGCUGGUUAGCUUGAGGAUAUUUAUAGAAAGAAAUUUUUUAAAAAAAUCAUCAGAAAAAACUCAAAGGAGAAAUCACAACUUGCAGUUUAAAAAUGACAACACCGAACAAGACCUAACGGUUUCUUUUUUUAAUGUUAAUAAUAAUAUUAAUAACAAAAAGACAUGUACCCUUCUCCUUCCAGCGUCUCCCAGAGAAGAGGAGAUCUCUCCGCUUCCCUGUGACGCUGUGCGCCCCCCUCCCUUCCUCUUUCCCAACAAAUGUGAGGCGCACCAGCGGGACGGACUCAGCACGGUUCCAGUUCUUGUGCGCCAACUACCAGGAAAGUGACACUUGAAUCUAAAACCUCCACAGAAUCCAUCCGAACCGUGGAUGGGAGUCGGAGGAAGGAAACACGCUCCAGUUUUGGGGAAAGAAGGGACCGCAGAGAGCUUUGCGCGGACCGUUUUCCUCCCUUGUUGAUAUAUAUAUUUUUUUCUUUGUGAGCAGCGCGCACAGACUGACAUGUCAGCGGGAGUAAAGACGUGAAUGAAGCGCGGCGGCUCGGACCCUGCAGCGCCAGCGCGGCGGUUCGGUGAAAAAUAAGAGAAAAGGAUGAAAUCCAGGAGUCAGGAUCAGAGUCUCUCUGACUCCAGAGAGCUGGACAGAUCCUUCGAUCCGCUCACAGGUAACCCUCUUACCAAACCCAACAAAAAGACAAUUAAACAGCGCUUCCUCAAACUUCUGCCCUGCUAUCACUCCGGCUCCAGCUCUUCAAUUACUCAAAGAAGUUUAACUGAAGAGGGGGAGCUGUCCACAGUGCGUUACAGACCUGAGGGACUUGACAAUCUGGUUCAGCAGACUAAUUUCAGCAAAAAGGAGCUGCAGGUUCUUUACCGGGGAUUCAAAAAUGAGUGCCCCAGUGGUGUUGUGAACGAGGAUACGUUUAAAAGUAUCUACUCCCACUUCUUCCCACAGGGAGAUUCAAGUAUGUACGCACAUUUCCUGUUUGAAGCCUUUGACACCCACAACAAUGGACUGGUUAGCUUUGAAGACUUUGCGGUAAGUCUGUCCAUCAUUUUAAGAGGAUCCAUCACUGACAAACUGAACUGGGCCUUCAAUCUGUAUGACCUGAACAAGGAUGGCUGCAUCACCAGAGAAGAGAUGACAGACAUAAUGCACUCUAUCUACAACAUGAUGGGGAAGCAUACUUACCCCAGCAUGAGGGACAGCGCUCCAAAGGAACAUGUUGACAGGUUCUUCCAGAAAAUGGACAAGAAUAAAGAUGGAGUGGUCACCAUUGAGGAAUUCUUGGAAACAUGCCAAAAGGAUGAAAACAUCAUGCACUCCAUGCACUUGUUUGACAAUGUCAUCUGAAUGCUGAUGGAUGGAAGAUGAGAAAAGCUCUACCAUUGUUUGGAGCUCUGCUGAGGUUUCUGUUCCUGCAACAAUAAGAGGAGGGAAUCCACUCCACCUCCUGAAGACACUGAGCAGAAUGAGCCAAAUAUUAUGUCUCAAAUGUGAUAAGUUAGGAAUAGCUAACAAAAUUUUUGUUUGGCUGUAUGAAGACGAUGAUGUGUAACCUGUAAAUACCUCUGCUAAAGUAACAUAAAGAAAAUCCCAGAUAUAAUCGAGACGCAGCUAUAGUUGCUAUAUUUUAAUGCAUGGAAAAGAUGAGACCGUUUUUCUGUUUGCACAUCAAUCUACAUUAGAGACGAAACCUGACUGUACAGAAACACUCUCAAACAAUGAAGCGGCACUCAAAAUGUAAAGUUUGCAAACGUUCUGAAAUCACUGUCCAAACCUGGAACUUGAGAUGGGAUGAAAGCAUGAAAUGAAGCCAUAAUCUUCCAACAACCUCUGUGUCCUAGAAGAACCUGACACAUUAACAUCAAUUUUUGAUUGUGUCUGCAUGAUGUAUGUAUUUUUUUUUUACCAGCCAUUGAAAUGUUCACUGGGGAUGCAAACAAUUAAUCCACUUACGAUUAAUGGCGUAUUAGAUUACAAUUUGUUGAUCAAUUAGUAAUCUUCACUUUGACCUUUUUCUAGUGUUGUAGUUUGGCCGCCAUCCAGUGGAGUUACAGAAACAAAGAUGGCGGGUACAUACCAGAACGAGAAAGAGAAACGGUCCACACAGAGUCUGUUGUGGGAUGCAAAACACAUUUUACACAAAACACACUGAAAUAUAAGCACUUGUCGAGCUCCUUAAGUUGUCAUGUUAACAGGGAUGAAAAAUUGUAACAUGAUGGAAAGAAGCAUUGUGCCAAUAAGCAAGGUUGAUUCUGAAGGCUGUUGUGAGUUAAUGCACUUCAUGGAGCGAAGUUUUAGCUUUCCUUCAAGAACAACCACACACAUUACUUAUACAUAAAUAUCAUGUAUAAGUGAUAUUUAUGGAUAUUCACAGAUAACACAAUUAUUUGUUCAUUGUGGAUAAGGUGUUUUGCAUAUUUCACUAUUUUAAUAUUUUUCUAUUCAGGAUUCUAAGAGGUUCUUGUGUUAUAUUUUAUAAAUAUGUCUAAGUUUGAUCACUUUAGAAAACCACAAUGUUCUGUUUACUCAGUCAGUUUAUAAUACAGCUGACAAAAUAAUGUUAGCCCUUUAAAAUGUAGCCCUCUAUGCUAUGCUAUGCUCAGCCCUCUUGAUAUGAGAAAACUCAGGUUUUUAAGAAAAUGGCCGCUUAUCAAUUAAAUGUUAGCCGAUUGAUAAGAUCAGUCAACUUUAGAUUAAUUCAUUAAUCGAUAAUGUACAUCCCUAAUGUUCACUAAACUGUUCAGAUGUUUUAUAAAUGGAGAUGGUUACAAACUGGUGUGUUGUGGAAUAAUAAAAAACCCCAGAUACUAUUUAAAAGCAUGAA